Molecule: messenger RNA, 1044 nt
Organism: Monomorium pharaonis (pharaoh ant)
Lineage: Eukaryota; Metazoa; Arthropoda; Insecta; Hymenoptera; Formicidae
Product: allantoinase, mitochondrial-like
Exons: 3
Coding region: 476-859 (127 amino acids)
Biological process (GO): purine nucleobase catabolic process
Cellular component (GO): cytoplasm
Molecular function (GO): allantoinase activity
Source: RefSeq, a predicted model, not a curated record
UCUUAUAGACAAAUAACAAGUCUCGUAUUAUUAGUCAGUCAUUGUCUGUAAAAAAUUGUUUCUCAAAAUAAUUUCCGUAAAGCAACAUUUACGUAUUAUAGUCAAGUAUACAACGAUAUUGUAUGGAUAGUAGAAUUUGUAGGAUAGACAGGUAGUAAUUGAAAGAACCGUGAGACUAAUAAAACUAUAAAAAGGGAGAAGUAUAUUCUUAUACUUCUAUACCUUAUUCUUACGACUGAUCACCUUCUUAUCUCUUGCAAUUUUUAGCACGAAUUGCGAUUGUUAAUAAAUGCAGGUGUAGUUGGUUUUAAAUGCUUCUUGUGCCCGAGUGGAAUCGAUGAAUUUCCACAGGUCUCUGUGGACGAUGUGACAAGAACUUUCUUGGAAUUAUGGACUACAAAGACUGUACUAGCGGUAUCUAUUACAUUACACAAUUUACAUCUUUGUUAGAUCUAUUUGCGAUGACUAAUCAUAAAUGUGCUUGCACUUUCACGUAGAAUGUGAGGAACAUGAAAAAACGAAUCCGUUAACUGAUCCAGGAUUAUACAAUACUUUCUUACAUACUCGACCUGAUCUGAUGGAACUUAAGGCCGUAAAAUUAAUUUGUGAUUGGUGCAUAAAAUAUAACGUUCGAUGCCACAUAGUACAUUUGUCAAGCGCGAAAUGUUUGGCAUUAAUAAAUGAUGCCAAAACUCGUGGUGUACCUUUAACCGUUGAAACAUGCUAUCACUAUCUAAUAUUGGCCGCGGAAGAGAUACCAGAAGGCUCUACUGAAUUCAAAUGUUGUCCGCCAAUCAAGGGAAAAAAUAAUCGAGUAAUUAGACAAAUUUUUUUUCCUAUAACAGUUAAUCCUGUCUAAUGAUUUCAAUCAUAAUCAUUGUAUGUCUGUUUUUAACAAAAUCAGAUAUUCUAAACUAAAAAAAAUUUUUAGUUUUAGAAUAUCUAUUUAAAAGGAUUCGCCCCACACUUGACUGGGAGAGACGGGGAGAGACCGGGAGAGACGGGGAGAGACGGGGAGAGACGGGGAGAAACCCGGAGAGACGG